UCAGAGCUUGCUAAACGAUGUGAACAGUAUCUGCUCGAUCAUUUUUUUCUGUCGCUUUCUUCACGAUUCCCUUUGUUUUUCUGUGUGCUGUUUUUUCUUGGCGUGGCUUAGUCGAUCGUCGGCGUCGUGUCUCUCCCGGUGUCUGUUCCGGGAAGCGCGAUACCGAGCCGUGCGAUGAUGGAGGACUUUGAUGAGAUCUACGAAGAGGAGGAGGAAGAAGAAGAGGACGAGGACAGGGCCGCAGAAGAGCAGCUCCUCAAGUAUGCUCCGGACCCGGUGGUGGUGCGAGGGUCCGGCCACGUCACUGUGUUUGGGCUUAGCAACAAAUUUGAGUCCGAAUUUCCUUCGGCACUUACAGGAAAAGUGGCACCAGAGGAAUUCAAAGCCAGCAUAAACCGUGUGAACAGUUGUCUGAGGAAAACGCUGCCGGUAAACGUUCGGUGGCUUCUGUGCGGCUGCCUGUGCUGCUGCUGCACAUUGGGUUUUAGUUUGUGGCCUGUCAUCUGCCUCAGCAAGAGGACAAUAAGAUCUUUAGAGAAACUCUUGGAGUGGGAAAACAGCAGACUUUACCACAAGUUGUGUUUGCACUGGAGACUAAGCAAAAGGAAGUGUGAGACCAACAACAUGAUGGAAUAUGUAAUCCUGAUAGAGUUCCUACCUAAGAUCCCCAUAUUCAGACCGGACUAGCUAGACUGCAGCUGGUCUCUGCUGUUGCCCAACUCUGUCACAGAACCUCGAUGGCUGUCAGACUUCUAACUACCUUCACCAGAAUACUGCAGUAUUUUUGUUUACAGGAUGGCAUCCUCCUAUUCUCAGACUUAUUCCCCCACACUUAACCAAUCUACUCCCUCGUUUACAACUCCAGCCCACACUUUUUGUUUUGGCCUGAAAUCACUAUUGAACUAUGAACUGUCAGGCACGCUGGCGCACGGUCGGGCCAAGCGAACCGACACCAGCCUGUGGGAUGUCAGAGGAGAACCAGCCAUGGGCAGCAUUCUUAACUUUGCAGACCGGACUCUGGAUCUGUGAGCUACAACUGGAAGUUUGUCACUUGUGUGUUACCUAAAUGAAGCACAUGGCACAGUCAUGACAAAAGGAACACGUUCAUAAUGUUAACUGCUGUCACACCAUCAACUUCACCUGCAAAAAAGAAAACUACACACCCCAGUGCUUUUGUAACAGUUUGUUUGUUUCUGUGAAAGUCCAAAAAAUGUUCACCCAGAUUAACUUUGCUGAGGGACUUGUGGACAAACAGCUGAACUAGUCACUAGUCAUCUAUAUCCGCUUGCCUCCCUUCAUAUCUUUAAACGCUUUGCUGUGCAUCUCCCUAACCCAAUGACAAUCACGUGUUGUUGUGCAGUGACUAUACUUUUCAUAGUGUAUGGGUCUUUGUGCUACACAGUUUACUUGGAGGAGUUUGUUUUCACUAUUCUGUGUGUUCGGCUGAUCGACUGGCAGCGCAGCCCCUGGUGGCAAAGAGAAUUGACCUUUUUCCUUUUUUUUUGUAGUAUUUCCAACUUCUUCAUCAUUUUGGGUAAAUGAGAGGCAGUUGAUGCUUGCAGACCUAUUCACCAAGGUUAUACACACAUAUACACACACACACACGUGUGUGCGCGCAUGAGAGUGUCUGAGAAAGAAGCAAAAAAAAAGAAAUGACAAAUCAGACAUGAAGACAUACUCUCUGUAAAGCAGGGUUCCUUGAGGAUUUUUCCGUUGCCAUAAUUGAUCUUUGUUACUUUUCUUUCUGUAAAUUGUAAGUGUGCAAAAAAUUUACUAAUUUUUCUUUGUUUUUUUAUGCCACACUUGUUUCCUUUGUGUCUGUGUAGUCAUGUGUCCAAACUAAAAGCACAUAAUCGCUUUGUCCUUAACACCUUCACAUGGCCUCUCCUUUAUCUGUUGACCUUGGAUUAAUGCUAUGUCUAAUCAUGUGGCUCCUAUGAGACUGUUACCCUGCUUUAGAGAUCUGGGGUGACUGAGAGGGUUUUUUUUAGGUUUCAGGAAAUCCCAGGGUUCUGUAUCUUAAACUGAAAUAAAACAGAUAAGGGUCCUUGACCUAAAGCUGCACCUAUUCUUCUUUUUGAAUGGUUGGGUGAACUAGAACCCCUGAAAUUCUAUUUAUCUUCCCGCUCUGUUCUCCACAGCUCCACGAAGCAUCUUUGUACCCUUCUGCUCAUGUUUUGUUUUUUGGUCACAGUUUCACAUAGUGUUGCUUUCCUUUCUUUGCUCUCAUCUGUGUUGUGUGCAGCAGCAGGCGGACAAAGUCUGUGACUGCCUGGUGAAUGUGGGAGGCAGUUUAGCUAAACAGCCAAAUACUUCUGUUAUGAGUUGAAGACCUAGCAUGAGAAUAAAUAUUAGGCUGAUAUUGAUUAGAUGGACAGAAAUGCCACUUCAGAUUGCAGGUUCAGGUGCAAGGAUUUACUUCAGGUUUCUUUCGGUUUUCCCAUCAGCUUAUUUACAUCUUUGAACAGAUCACGUCGCGAAGCACACGCUGAUUCCACAUCUCGGGUUGAUUGUAUGGGUCACACUCAGGGCAUUAUACUAGAAAAACGAUAUGUAGCACGGUCAGUUAUGUUCCAAAGUUACACAAAGGGGGUCAGGCGAAACACACAAUUCACACACCAUUUGAAUAAUUACUGAAUUAUAUAAUCUACAGAAAUGUGCCCCUACACAGACUGACUCUAUGGUUCAGAUGGGAAAGGAGACACAUGAACCACAGACCUACGAAGCUUGACAUUUUGUUGAUUCUUAUGUUAGGGCACAGAUUCUUUUUGGUUACCUCUUGGUUCAUCAGUCACCUUUUUAUACUGAUCAUUCUUUUAAUCACUACUACCUAAAUCAGGGCAUAAGGCCUUGUGCGAAGGUUUGUGUAUGUGCGCAGCUCAUACAGGUACAAAAGUUCUUCAUAGAUCUCGGACUGUGACUGAACCCUGCGUAGAAAACAAAUCUUUUUAUAAUAAUCCCUGAUGUGUGUUUCCGUGUAUGAGUGAGAGAAAGAUAAAUGAGCAAAAUGACUGGUGAGCAGGUGUAUGUACAGAAAGAACCCAAUAAACACGGCUAUGAGCAUCCUCCCCCAA
Betta splendens (Siamese fighting fish) is the source of this 3074-nucleotide messenger RNA. It is a transcript of the gene chic2, whose product is annotated as cysteine-rich hydrophobic domain 2. The record is from RefSeq and is a predicted model, not a curated record. Bases 175 to 687 code for a protein of 170 amino acids. The transcript is spliced from 6 exons. Lineage: Eukaryota; Metazoa; Chordata; Actinopteri; Anabantiformes; Osphronemidae.